AUGAUCAAAAAUAUUCGGGUAUUUUCGAUGCCUGUAAUGAAUGCGGCUGGUCGGCCGCUAUCGCUAUCAGCGCUUUCUGCGCUUUUUGGUGACGUCAUCAGACAAAGUCCCGAGCGGCAACCGAACGCUGUUGGUAUUAUAUCGUCGGAUAAGCGUGAUCGAUGGGCAGAGAUCUACGAGCAACUCGAAGAUGUCGAGCGCAUGGCUCAUCCUUAA
This is a messenger RNA of Cooperia oncophora, 216 nucleotides long. The record is from the annotation of a GenBank genome assembly. NCBI's taxonomy places the organism in Eukaryota, Metazoa, Nematoda, Chromadorea, Rhabditida, Trichostrongylidae.